CCAACCCAGUUGGACGGGGGCGGCAAAGGAGGGGGCUUUAGAAGAUGAGACGCCUAGAGGAGCCCCACCCACAGCAGACCUUGAUCGUAUAUAAGGUCGGUGCAGGGCAGCCUCCGCCAGACAGCUCCUUCCAGCUAGGUCAUCAUGAACACUCUGACUGUUCUCUCCCUGGCAGUGGCGGUGGCCUGCGCCAGCGGCCAGCUCUUGGCCUACCCUGGGCUGUACGGGUAUCCUGGAGUCCUGGGAAUGUUGCCCAAGGCCACGCCCAUCACCCUGAAGACGGUUUCCCCCAGCACCUUCACCCUCAAGACCGUGCCCGCUGCUCCUAUCACAUACAAGACUGUGGCUGCUGGGCCAGUCUCUCCCAUCACCUACAAUGUUGCUCCAGUGGCUCCCCUCACCUCAGUAGCUCCUGUCGCCCCAGUAGCCUCCGUCGCUCCUCUGGCUCCUUUCCAUUCAAAAUUCCACGCUCAGGAUGAGCUGGGCCAGUACUCCUUCGGCUACGCCGGCGGUCCCUCUUCUCGCGCUGAGACCCGCGACGCCUUCGGGAGAGUGAGCGGCGCCUACAACUACGUGGACCCCGAGGGCAAGGUACAGACCCAGCACUACGUGGCUGACGCCCUGGGCUUCCGUGUGUCCGGCACCAACCUGCCGGUGGCUCCUGAUGCCCCCGAGGCACCCGCCCUCGUCGCACCUGAGCCAGUGCAGGACACCCCUGAGGUUGCUGCCGCCAGGGCAAGUUUUAGGUCUCUCCUUGAGGAAGCUGCGGCCACUCCUGAGGCUGCCUCCGAAACUGUUGCCGAGCCCGCCCCCGAGGCUGCUGCAGAGACUGCCGUUGAACCCGCAGCCGAAGACGCCACCGUGAGCCGCAAGAAGCGAGCGGUCGUGGUUCCUGCCACCUAUCCCUUCCAUGCCCCUCUCUCCUUCGCCUACGGCUACAAUACUCCUCUCACCUACUCCGCUGGCUUCCCUGCCACCUACGCCGCUGGCCUCCCUGCCGUGGCCACCUACUCAGGAAUCCCCGCCGUCACCGCCUACUCUGCCGCCGCCCCUGCCGCUGUGAAGGACGCCAGCCUGCUGCGAGUGGUGCACAACCCCAAUCACGCUGUUUCCUACCGCGUGGACCUGGAGGAAGAACACCAUGUAGGAGAGGAACAUUUCAUAUCUGCUUGCUCGGCGCGGCAGACCUCGUCCCUGCCGCCUGGCCUCCAGCUGGCUGGCACACAGGCAGCAUCGGCUCGCCGACGGUCACCCCAAAGACUCUGCGUUGUGCUCUGCUUGGCGGCGGCCGUGGCCUGCACCAACGGUUUCGUACUGAAUUACCCUGGAGUGUACGGCCACCCUGGACUCUUUGGGGGCUAUCCCGGCCUGCUGGGCGUCACACCCUAUGCGGCUCAUGGACAAGUCGCCUUGAAGGCUGCUCCCGUUGCUCCACUUACCUACAAUGUAGCUCCCGUCGCUCCCGUGGUGGCACCCGUGGCUCCCAUCCAGUCCCAGUUCCACGCCCAGGACGAGCUGGGCCAGUACUCCUUCGGCUACGCCGGCGGUCCCUCCUCUCGUGCCGAGACCCGCGACGCCUACGGAAGAGUGACCGGUUCCUACAACUACGUGGACUCCGAGGGCAAGGUGCAGACCCAGCACUACGUGGCUGACGCCCUGGGCUUCCGUGUGUCCGGCACCAAUCUGCCGGUGGCCCCUGAUGCCCCCGAGGCGCCCGCCGUUGCCGGACCUGAGCCAGUGCAGGACACCCCUGAGGUUGCUGCCGCCAAAGCCGCCUUCAAGAUGGCUUUCGAUGAAGCCGCCGCCGCCGCUGAGGCCGCCCCCGACACUCACUAAUAGAGCACUCGUGGUGCCGUAGAGCACUUCGGACUGAUAUGUUCGGCAUUAGUGUAUGGCAGAAUGUUUUUCUUCAUGCACUUUUCCCUGCCAAGGAUGAACAACGUUGGCCCUGAACAAGCAUCGUCCGAAUGUUGACGGCGCCGCCUUCCUUCCUGUACAUCUGUACAUACUGCACAGAGCGUCUCGACUACUUCCGAACGAUUCUGAAUGAAAACUAAACUAAAAAAAAAAGAAAAAAAAUAAAUAAAGAGAAUGUUUUUAA
Molecule: messenger RNA, 2101 nt
Organism: Scylla paramamosain (green mud crab)
Lineage: Eukaryota; Metazoa; Arthropoda; Malacostraca; Decapoda; Portunidae
Exons: 4
Coding region: 145-1836 (563 amino acids)
Cellular component (GO): chitin-based extracellular matrix
Molecular function (GO): structural constituent of chitin-based larval cuticle
Source: RefSeq, a predicted model, not a curated record